CCGUCCACGCUCUCGUGUUCCAGACUCCGCCGUCAUGACGCUCGCCGUCUUCUUCGGGUGCACCUUCAUCGCCUUCGGGCCGGCUCUCGGCCUCUUCCUCUUCACCAUUGCCCGGGACCCGCUCCGCAUCAUCAUCCUUAUCGCCGGGGCUUUCUUCUGGCUGGUGUCACUGCUGCUUUCCUCCCUCAUCUGGUUUAUUGCUGUUAAAGCCAGCGACCCCCAGGAUGAACCAUUGCAGAAGGGGCUCUUGAUAUUUGGGGUGAUGUUCUCUGUGCUGCUGCAGGAGGCUUUUCGCUUCCUCUACUACAAGCUCCUCAGGAAGGCCAUAGAGGGGCUUGUGGCCCUCAGCGAGGAUGGCUGCUCCCCCAUUUCCAUCCAGCAAAUGGCAUAUGUGGCUGGCGUGGGCUUUGGGCUCAUGAGUGGCGCCUUCUCCAUGAUCAAUCUCCUGGCAGAUGCAUUAGGCCCUGGCACUGUGGGCAUUCAUGGGGAUUCACAGCUCUACUUCCUGACCUCAGCUUUUAUGACCAUGGUGCUGAUUUUUCUUCACACCUUUUGGGGGAUCCUCUUUUUCCAUGGCUGUGAGCAUCGGCGCUGGUGGGAGAUCACAGCGGUUGUUGUCAUGCACCUUGCUGUUUCAGGGUCGACGUUUUGCAACCCCUUCUACGUGGGCAGCCUGGUGCCCUCCUACCUGUUGAUGGCUGCUGCCGCUGCCUGGGCUUACUCACUCUCGGGGGGAUCUACCCAGAACCUGCGUCGUUUCUUCCUCUGUCUAAAGAGCGGAUCCACACCCCAGCCAGGAUCCUGAGGCCUUGUGGGAUGUUCCUGUCCCCAGCCACCCCUGCCCUUCCUUCCAUCCUGGUAGUAAGAGCAGUUGUCACCUUCUCUGCAAUAUCUUUUCUCCUGGACUGGGGGACUCUGGACAGUCCCAGUGGGGCCAGCACUGGCAUCUGGCUGUGGCAGCCAGCCUACCAGUGUGGCUGAAGCUGGCUUGUUCCAACACACCUUUGGGAGCCCCCAGAGAACAGCUGUUUUGGGGAACUCAGUCCUGCUGGCCCCACCACAAGCCCAGCCCCAGUUUUCUGCCUCAGAAGGAUGAUAUCUUGGACUGCCAGGGGCCUGAGCCUGAAGAAAGCCAUCGCUUCUCCCCUCCCUCACCCUGAAGAUGUCCUGUCCCCUGUGCUGGGCAGGGAGGGUCCUGCAUCACAUUCUCACCACAGAAUGGAGGAAGCAGCUUUGCAAAGUGCUGCCAGGCUCUGGGUUGGGGCUGACUGCUGUGGUGCUGCUUUCCCUGCCUCUUUGCCCAGCCUCACUGCACUGGGAGGUAUGGCCCCAAUGUUGGACUACGGUAGCUGCAGUGGGCUGGCAUCCUGGUGCAGGGAGGAUGGUGCUGGGGGACCUGAAGGGACAGGAGCACCCAGGAUGAAAGGAGGAGGAGGGGGGAAAAGAGAUGGUACUCAAAGGGCCCAGCAGACAUAGAGGCUGGUGAAGGGCUCAGAAGGGGAUACAACCCCACAGCUGGUGCCAGCACAGCUUGGGGAGGGCUUUCAGGGGGCCAUUCUAGGGGAUCAUUGCCCUCUCCUGGAAAUGGAGAGGGAUUUUCAGGUGUGCACCAGCCCUGAUACUGAGCAUCUGGAUCAGGGCUGAGAAGGCAGUUUUAUCCAUA
Molecule: messenger RNA, 1663 nt
Organism: Indicator indicator
Lineage: Eukaryota; Metazoa; Chordata; Aves; Piciformes; Indicatoridae
Product: gamma-secretase subunit Aph-1b-like
Exons: 7
Coding region: 35-805 (256 amino acids)
Biological process (GO): Notch receptor processing; Notch signaling pathway; positive regulation of catalytic activity
Cellular component (GO): gamma-secretase complex; membrane; endoplasmic reticulum
Molecular function (GO): protein-macromolecule adaptor activity
Source: RefSeq, a predicted model, not a curated record